UGUAAAAGUGAGGUAACAGGAUGACAGAGCAUUAGCUAUGAAGCUGCAGCCUUUCAUUAAUAAUGGGGCUGUUCUUCUCCCCAUAAUCUCUGAGUGUCUUCAGACAUGAAAAGCAAGUUGAAUGCCGCAGGAGAGUAAAGCUCCAGCAGUCUGUGGUCUUGUUAUCAUCAACUCUGGGCUCCUCAGUCUCUGUUAAACUUGAAGCUUCACGACGAUGGCAUCAAUAAACAAGGUGGCCGAGGAGGAGCAGGGCCGCCUGAGAUCGCUUUUCCACACCUACGACGUGGACAACUCAGGACGGAUAGAAAAAAAUGAAUUUUCUGCUAUCUGCCAAGAGCUCCAGGUUCCUACUGAAGAAGCAGAGAGCAUAUUCAGCCGCCUGGACGCUGACGGUGAUGGCACGGUUACCUUAGAGGAGUUCCUCAGUGGAUUCACAGACCAACAUGACAAGGAACAAAUAGAAGAAGAAGAAGACAUGAACUUACCUGUGGAAGAAUUUUCAAUCAACAAAGAGCAAGUCAUGAUCAGCCAGCCGCAGUCUUCCGUCAAGGGUAUGAGCGCGGAGGAGAGGGACCGGCUGUGCGCCCUCUUUCGCGCGUACGACGUCGACAACUCCGGACGCAUCGAGAGGAACGAGUUCCUCACGAUCUGCGCCGAGCUGCAGGUGUCGGCGGUGGAGGCGGACAGGAUCUUCCAGCGGCUGGACGUGGACCAGGACGGAACCGUCACGCUGCAGGAGUUCAUCCACGGCUUCCACGACCGCUACGGAGAGGACAUGGAGUCCGACGGGGGACAAGUGUCCAUCGCCUGGGAGACCUUCGAGAAGAGACUGGGCGAGCAGGCGAAGUUCAUCCCGAGGCAUGAACAGGCAGCAACGUUGUACCAGAACAUCAGCCUGACUGAGCCCAGACUGAUUCCUCAAUUUGAGAAAGUCAUCGUUAACUUCACCAAGGAGAUCAAGCAGCAGAACUCAGAGAUGGAGAACCUGGCUCUCGCCAUCAAGAGAGCACAGGACCAAGCGUCGAUGCAGCUCAGUGAGAUGGAGGAGGAGAUGGACCAGCGAAUUCAGGCUACGGAGAGAAAAACUCGUGAGCAGGAAAAGAAGCGAACAGAGGCUGCACUCAAUGAGCUGCGGAGGAGUUACGACACUGAAGUUUGUGAGCUCCAGUGUAAAAUCCAGAGGAUGCAGAUGAUAGAGCAGAAGUACAAGAACAUCACAGUGAAAGACGAGAGCCCAGCUUUAAAGAAGAAGAUCAAUGAGUUAACACUGGAAAACCAAAAAUUAAAACAAGAGCUUCUGAAGUCUCAGACCAAAGUUGCCUGUAUGCAGAGUGAGAUGGAUGGGUUAAAGACAGAGUUAAGUGAUCAAAGCAUGAACUCAGAACGAGAUGAGGAGCUCAUGAAACACUUUGCCGAUGAGCGAGACAUCCUGGAGAGCCAGAUUGAGAUUCUGCAGACAGCCAACAGGAAGCUCCAUGACACUAACGACAGUCUGAGGUCGACUCUGGAGAAAAUCACAAGGUCUGGUAACGGUGGAUCCCCAGGAGACAUCAAGAACAGAAACAGGAGUAAAAGCAUCUGCUACCCAUCACCACAUGCAUUAUUAGACAGGCUCGGCCAGCGUUUGGAUGAUUUCCCUCUGUACCCACGUCGGCCAAGCUGCGACACUCUGGCCCUGGCCAUCUGUGACCCUGGGCUGAGGCGAAGACACAGCAGCGAGUGCGAGGAGGACAGCCUGGCUGAGAUCUACGUGGACAGCGGCAUGUCCACGCUUAGAGGCUCGCAUGGCGGCUACGACUGGGAGCCGGAGGUCCAGGGUCCAGACGGUGAAGAGGAAGGAAGGAAGGACAGCAUACUGGGUGAAAACUCUGACACAGAGCCAGCAGAGCCUCAGGACGGAGAGUCGGCGAUCGGGUCGGACUGCAGCUCAGUUUUGGAUUGGAAGCCCACCGACUCGCUUGGUGCCUCUACGCCUCCCGUCCCGACUCCAAAGAAAACUAUCAGCGCCAUCAGCGUUCAGAAUGACGACAAAGAAAACGCUGACCUCGGCUACAUGACGUCAGAGAAGGCCUACAGGAUUGUCUUAGCCGGAGACGUGGCUGUGGGAAAAUCCAGCUUCCUGCUUCGCUUCUGCAAGAACGAAUUUAAACUGAACUCCAGCACUACUCUGGGCGUGGACUUUCAGAUGAAGACACUCAUUGUGGAUGGAGAGCCAGUUUUGUUACAAUUAUGGGACACUGCAGGGCAGGAGAGGUUUCGCAGUAUUGCCAAGUCCUACUUCAGGCGUGCAGAUGGUGUGUUGCUGUUGUACGAUGUCAACUGUGAGAAAACCUUCCUGAAUGUUAGAGAGUGGGUGGACAUGAUUGAGGAUAUGUCCCAUGAUGACAUUCCCAUCAUGCUUGUGGGUAACAAGUGCGAUCUUCGACAAGAGGGAGAUAAAUCUGUUCCUACCAGCUAUGGACAAAAGCUUGCAAUGACGUACAACACUCUGUUCUGUGAAACCAGUGCCAAAGACGGCUCCAACAUCCUGGAGGCUGUGCUGCACCUGGCCAGGUUGGUAAUCAAGCAGGCCACCUUUGAGGAGAAACGCUAUCAGUCGCUGACCAGUUUAAAUGCUCCCAAGAGUAAACCGAAGCUCUCCUGCUGCGCCUGAUCAAAUUCACCUGAUCUGCCUUAACGUGAAGAAUGCAAGGAGCAGACAUCUAACAAAACGGCAAUACAUACAGAAAUAAUCAACAACCAGAACUGUUUUAUUUAUGAACAAAGUGGCAAAAAGAAGCGAGAUAAGAUUCAGCCACUGUACAUCAAGAAGUUUGAGUUAUUGCCAACUUUUUCUCUGUGAAAGAUAAUUUCAUUGGUUUUUGUGCUGUCAUACGUACUUCACAGGAUGUAUUUAUGAAUUGUUUGCCAUUCAAACAUGUUUCUUAGAGAAAAACUGAAUCAUGAUACUAAAACUGGGAAAAUGAGGAGGAGGUUGGAAAGUAAAGAAAGGGAAAGUGAAUAUAAUGAAAUGAUGUGAAAAUAAUGGAAGAGGUUUAUGUGUCGCAUUUUUUUUACUGUUGGGAAAAGAUACAAAGAGUAUUGAUGAUGAAAACAGAGAUGAGAAUUGAGGCAGAUUUAAGCAGUAAAUGUCCAUGAUGGUUCCAGGUGCAAUGUCCUGACCCACUUUUAAAAAAUACCAAGCAGUGUUACACUUUUGUUGUUAUAAAGUUUCUACUUGUUUAUUUCAGCUCCGCAAAUGCUAUUAAGUUCAAGAUGUUCUCUAAAUUAUAAAUAAAUAAACGAGAGUAGAACAGUGUGUAGACUGUUAUUUAGCAAUGCACAAUUUUAAUUCAAUAAAGCAAUUAUUGCGUGCUUUCUGUUUUCUGUGGCAAAAGGGCAACAAAGGUGU
Molecule: messenger RNA, 3391 nt
Organism: Poeciliopsis prolifica (blackstripe livebearer)
Lineage: Eukaryota; Metazoa; Chordata; Actinopteri; Cyprinodontiformes; Poeciliidae
Gene: rasef
Product: RAS and EF-hand domain containing
Exons: 18
Coding region: 215-2653 (812 amino acids)
Molecular function (GO): GTP binding; GTPase activity; calcium ion binding
Source: RefSeq, a predicted model, not a curated record